Molecule: messenger RNA, 363 nt
Organism: Daldinia vernicosa
Lineage: Eukaryota; Fungi; Ascomycota; Sordariomycetes; Xylariales; Hypoxylaceae
Exons: 2
Coding region: 1-363 (120 amino acids)
Source: RefSeq, a predicted model, not a curated record
AUGGUUGAUGCCUCCGACAAGAACCAAAAACAACAUCAAAAGAAGCGCGCCGUCCAAGACCUGGAAAAAGCCGCUGAGAGCGGUUUUUCCGGGCGCUUGGUGGUGGCGAUGGACGACAGCAUCAAGCGCCAUUCUAAACGUGGCCGCCUUAUCGAUAUGGCCGACUUAAGUGAUAGGCCGGCUAUAAACUUCUCGUUGCACGGACCUAACCACAUGACGGCUAAGUUCGGGGAAGGUGAAGUUAUGGAAAGGGAUUUAAUUCCCCUUUGGAAGCAGCAGAAGGAAGCAGCAGAAAGGGGGAUAUAUUCGGCCCACGAUUGCAAACCUGACUCGCAUCCGAGACGGCGCCCGCUACCAGGCUAG